AUGUCCUAAGGAAAUUAAGAUCCACAACUUUAAGCCGAACAAAUUGAUAUCAUUCGAAAGAAACCGAGUCUUAAGUUUCAGCCUGUGGAGAAUUAUCCAAAAGACUAAAUUGAAAUCUAGAGUGUUAAAAACAAUAAGUUAGAACCUAUUUUUUUCCAAGACCCUAGAGUGGAAGAUAAACAUUGCCUAUUAGAAAUUAUAGUGGUUAAAUAGAUAGAAUCCAAACAAUUGGCCAAAUCGUAAACUCGAUAUUUAUUUGAUAUUAUUUAGAAUUCAUUCGUCUCAUUAACUGGGAGGAGUGUUUUUAUUUAUAGUAACUGCAAUCAAACUACUCGGCUUAAAUAAAUUUACUACUAUCUCAUUUACAAUAGCCAUUUUGAUCAUAAUAUCGUAACAAAUAAAUAUUUUACAAUGAGUUCUCUACUUUGGAUUUUAAGUGUCGCCAUUGGGACGAUUGGAAUCAGAAGACAAAAAUAUAAUCCUCUUAUAUUCUAUUUUCUGGGAAUAUUUGUGUCAUUUACUAUUGAGUUUUCGAGUACUAUUGUUAUUUUGGCAACAAAUCACAUUGCUGAUCAUUAAUUAGGGAUUUAUAACAAAAAUGGACUAGUCAGGUUAUAAUGA
Messenger RNA from Paramecium tetraurelia, 621 nucleotides. RefSeq lists its product as uncharacterized. NCBI's taxonomy places the organism in Eukaryota, Ciliophora, Oligohymenophorea, Peniculida, Parameciidae. The record is from RefSeq and is a predicted model, not a curated record. The transcript has 2 exons.